CUUCUCCUUACAAGUUUUGAUGCUUAUACCGCGAAGAUGGUUCUCACAAUCUACACUUUCCCCGUACUCCCAAGCACACCCAUCCUGGUGAUCUGCCUUCCACUGCCUCCAAAUUUUCUUCGUCCCCACCUCCACGAACUCCAUCAGCGGCACCGUCCCCGGAUUCUCCUUCAGACACCCGCUAGAAUCGCUCAAAACCAGCUCACUGAAGUUUAUCCUUGUUAUGCCUCACUCGACACGUUUCCUAGUGACCUCAUUAGGAAAACCAUUCGUCUUAUGCAACACUAGAGUUACAUUCCCCGUUGUCACCUCCCUAGCACUCUCCAACCCGCCAUACUGAAGCCUUAUUAUUCUUCCCGCACCAACAUCGG
Molecule: messenger RNA, 371 nt
Organism: Hyaloscypha bicolor E
Lineage: Eukaryota; Fungi; Ascomycota; Leotiomycetes; Helotiales; Hyaloscyphaceae
Exons: 1
Coding region: 37-288 (83 amino acids)
Source: RefSeq, a predicted model, not a curated record